Nannospalax galili (Upper Galilee mountains blind mole rat) is the source of this 1519-nucleotide messenger RNA. RefSeq names its product family with sequence similarity 187 member A (gene Fam187a). Bases 70 to 1314 code for a protein of 414 amino acids. The transcript has a single exon. The record is from RefSeq and is a predicted model, not a curated record. Lineage: Eukaryota; Metazoa; Chordata; Mammalia; Rodentia; Spalacidae.
UUCUAGAAAGCCAUAGGCCUUCAGGGUCUGGGUUUUGCCCUGCCCUUCAAGACCCUCUCUCCUACAAGCAUGAGCCUGGCCCACACCACUGUGCUCUUGUGGGCCUGGGGCAGUCUCCAAGCCUUUGAAAUUGUGGAGAAGGAGAACAUUUUUCAGCAGACUCCCUGCCCUGCUUUCCUGCUGUUUGAUAAUGCUGCCUAUCUGGCUGACAUGAGCUUUGAGCUUCCCUGCCACUGCAAGCCUGAGGAUGUUUCAGCUGUGGUGUGGUAUUACCAAAAGCACCUGGGGAGCAGCCACACUAAAGUGCUGACAGACUUCGAUGGGCGCUUGCUAACGGAGGCAGCCCAAGUUCGAGUGGGCAGUGACAUUCUGGUCCGCUUCAGCAUCCGCAUGUUCAGCCUGUUGGUUUAUCAUGCCCAGCCAGAGGACUCAGGCCUAUAUUUUUGUGGCACCCGCAAGGGAGACUAUUUUUAUGCCUAUGAUGUGGAUAUCCAGAGCAAUGAGGGAAUGGUGGCCGCCUUCAGGGACAAGGGCCAGGAGCCGUUGGCAGAUGAGUACUAUGGGAGACUCCAUGUCUUCACCACCUUCUGGGAGUGGACCCCCUGUGACCGCUGCGGUGUGCAUGGGGAACAGUGGCGCAUUGGACUCUGCUACCUACAGAGCCCUGGUCUCUCCCCCCGAUACCGUAAGACACUGCCGGAUGUGGUGUCCUGUGGCUCUCAGGCUGUGCCAAGGAAGCUGCGUACCAAGACCAAGUACCACACCCCUGAGCUGCUGGUUCAGAGCUGCCUAGUGCCCUGUGAGAACAGGAAUCGGAUCCAGAAGGGUGUGCUGGCAAUCUACAACUAUGUGUCCAAGGUGGGAAGCCGGCCUUGGGUGCCUAAGGUGCCCAUUCAGUUCCACCAGCAGAGACUAGGCCACGGACUCAUCAUCUCCUGUCCUGGGGCCCGGCCAGAGCAUGCUGUGGCCUGGGACAAAGACCAACAGCACCUCUACCGCACACAGUACCUAAAAGGUGUCAACAGUUCCAUGAGGGUGUUCAUCGACCAUGGCAACCACCUCCACAUCCGCUUCACCCAGUUGAGUGACCGGGGCAUCUAUUAUUGUUGGCGGCAAGGGGUACAAAUCGCUGGUUUCCGAUUGAGUGUGACUUCUCGAGGGCACUACCCAGCCUCGUUCUCAGAACCUGAGACUCAAACUGCCAUGGAACUCACCCUGAUAGGCUAUCUGCUCAUCACAGUAGUCUUUGUUACCGUUCACCUCUGUCGUUGCUACUGUUACUCAUUUUGCAGUUGUCCCAAAUGCUCUCUGUAGGCCAUUUAUUUUCCAGCUGAAGACCAGUUGUGUUUCAAUGUGUUUGUAAAGUAAUUCCAGAUGCCUCGGGGUGGGCACCUUGGCCUGGGACAUGUGGCAAGGAGAUGGGCAACCUGCCCCCCAAUUUCAUGGGUGGAUCUUGGGUCUGGAAAGAGGAGAAGCCUGAGGCAGGUGGGAGAUUGGGGACUAAAGUCAUGAGAGACAU